ACUAUGAGUUCUUUUGGGGGACAGAUGGCCGAGUAUCCAACCAUCUCCAUAGAUCGCUUCGACAGGGAGAACCUGAGGGCGCGUGCUUACUUCCUGUCCCACUGCCAUAAGGAUCACAUGAAAGGGUUAAGAGCACCUACCAUGAAGAGAAGAUUGGAGUGCAGCUUGAAGGUUUUCUUAUACUGUUCUCCUGUUACUAAGGAAUUGUUGUUAACUAACCCGAAAUACAGAUUUUGGGAGACAAGAAUUGUAUCACUUGAAAUUGACACUCCUACCCAGAUACCUUUAAUUGAUGAAGCAUCAGGCAAGAAGGAUGAGGUUGUUGUGACUCUGUUACCAGCUGGCCACUGCCCAGGAUCUGUUAUGUUUUUAUUUCAGGGAGAUAACGGAACUGUCUUGUACACCGGAGACUUCAGACUGGCCAAAGGAGAAGCUGUCAGAAUGGAGCUUCUACACUCUGGGGGCAGAGUGAAAGACAUCCAGAGUGUAUAUUUAGAUACUACUUUCUGUGAUCCAAAAUAUUAUCAGAUUCCAAGUCGGGAGGAGUGUUUAAAUGGAAUCUUGGAGCUGGUUAGAAGCUGGAUUACUCGGAGCCCUUUCCAUGUCGUGUGGCUGAACUGCAAAGCAGCUUAUGGUUAUGAGUAUUUAUUCACCAACCUCAGUGAAGAAUUUGGGGUCCAGGUUCAUGUGGAUAAACUGGACAUGUUUCGAAACAUGCCUGAUAUUCUCCAUCAUCUGACAACAGACCGCAGCACUCAGAUCCAUGCCUGUCGCCAUCCGCAGGCAGAGGAAUAUUUUCAGUGGAGCAAAUUACCCUGUGGGAUGACUUCCAAAAAUAGAAACCCACUCCACGUAAUCAGCAUUAAGCCAUCUACUAUGUGGUUUGGAGAAAGAACCAGAAAAACAAAUGUAAUUGUGAGGACUGGAGAGAGUUCAUACAGAGCCUGUUUUUCUUUUCAUUCCUCCUACAGUGAGAUUAAAGAUUUCAUGAGUUACAUCUGUCCUGUGAACGUAUACCCAAAUGUCAUUCCAGUCGGUGCCACUGUGGAUAAAGUUGUAGAAAUCUUAAAGCCUUUAUGCCGAUCUUCCCAAAGCACUGAGCCUAAGUAUAAACCUCUUGGAAAAUUGAAGAGAGUUAAAACAACCCACCUAGACUCAGAGGAAGAGGAAGAUGUGGAUCUCUUUGAUGACUCUCCACCAGUACCGUUAAGGCACAAAGUUCCUAACCAGCCAGCUCUUCACCCUGAGGUCUUUCCAGUGAUCGUGACAUCACAAAAUCAGUCUGAAAAACCAAGACAAAGCACUGGAUGUUUCAAAGAAGAGAGUUUGCAAAUCUCUCUCAUGGCAAACUAUGUAGAUUGUCAGGAAUCCAACAGUGAAGGUGAAGAAGAGUUAGACAGCCUGGCUUCUUUGCAAGGAGCUGUGGAUCCUGAAACACCUCAGCAGCCGCCGCAGCAGCAGUCCGAUGUGGAUGUACCACAGUGGGAAGUUUUCUUUAAAAGAAACAAUGACAUCACAGAUGACGGUUUAGAAAAUGUCCCGUCUUCCACAGAGGCAGGGGCAUCUCAGUCUCCGAGGCUUUUCAGUGACUCUGAUGGGGAGUCAACCCAUAUCUCUUCCCAGAAUUCUUCUCAGUCAACACACAUAUCAGAACAAGGAAGUCAAGGCUGGGACAGCCAGUCAGACACAGUUUUGUUACCUUCCCAAGAGAGAAACUGUAGUGAUACUUCCGUAAACAAAGGUAGCUACAGGCCAAGAACCAAAGAGAAUAUUCUUGCCUCCCAGCAGGAACAAAAUAUACUUUGCCCAACGAAACCUUGCUCUGAUUUGAAGAGUGGUGAUCCAGAUGUAAAUAUCGUUCCUGGUGUUGCAGAGGCAACCACUCUAAGUGGUGGGAAACACACACCUGAGGAGAAAGGGCUGCUGAGUUACAGCACCAAGACUGAUUCUCAGAGCUCGUCUGAUUUUGAAAUCCCCUCAACUCCAGAUGCUGAGCUACCUAAACAAGAACACUUGCAAUAUUUUUAUGAGAAGCUGGCAACAGGUGAGAAUAUAAUAGUUGGAAGGAAUACAAAAGCUCACUCUUAG
Molecule: messenger RNA, 2088 nt
Organism: Chrysochloris asiatica (Cape golden mole)
Lineage: Eukaryota; Metazoa; Chordata; Mammalia; Afrosoricida; Chrysochloridae
Gene: DCLRE1C
Product: DNA cross-link repair 1C
Exons: 14
Coding region: 4-2088 (694 amino acids)
Biological process (GO): protection from non-homologous end joining at telomere; double-strand break repair via nonhomologous end joining; interstrand cross-link repair
Molecular function (GO): damaged DNA binding; 5'-3' DNA exonuclease activity
Source: RefSeq, a predicted model, not a curated record